Molecule: messenger RNA, 583 nt
Organism: Protomyces lactucae-debilis
Lineage: Eukaryota; Fungi; Ascomycota; Taphrinomycetes; Taphrinales; Protomycetaceae
Exons: 3
Coding region: 1-294 (97 amino acids)
Source: RefSeq, a predicted model, not a curated record
AUGGGGAUGGUGGAGUGCGUCGCUGAGGUCAUUGUCCUGGCAAGCAUCGGCAGUGGUAGUCUCUUUGUAGACUCUUGCUUUGCGCUUCUGUGGGCACCACAGGAAAAGCCCUUCCAACUUGUGAAUGACCGUCUGGAGCUUCCCAACGUUGCGGUGACGCCAUGUGACCGUGCUGCCUUGCGCAUCGACCACAAUCUGGUGAGUUUCCAUCAGGUACCGUGCAUGUGCCGUGAUGUCGUUCCAUGUGGCGUCGCGCAAUGGCGUUCAAGGCCAGAGUCCCAUUGCGAGUCGUAGUGUCUUUGUAGAGGGAUUAUCAGUUCUAGAGACGCCAUGCGACGUGCGCUUGGAUCUUAAUGAUAUCUCGAGACGCCCAAUAGAUCCUGCGAGCCUGUUGUAGUCGUCCAGAAUGUCUGUGGAAGACUCCUCUUCGCGAGUAGAGGAGAACAUGUCUUGAGAAGAGUGAUGGAGCAGCUUGACAUGCCACAGGCUCGAAUGUGUAAGCUCAAGGACAGCGAGGUGUUGUCUACAAGCAGCAAGACGGUGUAGGGCAGAUGCGUGUGCUGGUCAUCCCAUCUCGUCCUGA